UGUUUCAGACGCAUUGAGAAGAGCGCUUCCAAACGAUGGCGAGGUUCGGUGCGCCGGAUACUUUCCGCGUGUAUUUAUAACCUCUCAUGUUUCACCCACGGCUGCAGCACUGGUUGGGUGUCAGGUGUACUAGGAACGGAGGCCUUAACAGGAGGUGCAUGGCUCGCUGCUCUACCGUGCCUAGUGGCUCUACCAGCAGCUCCCUUCUUUGCAGUAUUAGCUGACGCUAAGGGCAGGAAAGCUGGUGCUUUUUGUAUUAGUCUUAGUUUCAUAAUCAGCUGGUCCCUGGCGGCAUGGUGUGGCCCGCGUGGCGUGUGGGCUGCCAGGGUCGCAGCGGGCGCAGGAGGUGCCGGUGCGUUGGCUCUAGCGCCGCUGUAUUGCGCAGAGAUAGCUCCCAGAACGAGGGGACUGGCUGCCAUGCCUGCGUUGGCUUGCAGUUGUGGCAUCCUGUUCGCGUACGCUGCAGGUGGGAUGCUUUCCGCGCACGCAUUGUCGUUGUCAAUGGGAGUUCCGCCUUUGGUGCUGCUGGUGUCACUGUUGUGGCUGCAGGAAACACCUUCGUUUCUCAUCAGUGUGGGCAAAAUACAGGAUGCAGCCAAAGUAAUAUGUUGGUUCGAUGGCUCUGACUUCCAAGAGGACCUCACUGAUGUGAUUGAACAACAAGAGGUCCGCAUCAGGACCUCAGAAUGUUAUGGCCGCAGAGAGGCGAUGCGUAGACAAGAUUCGGACAUCUUGCAACCAAUGUUGAAGAGGAGUAGCGGGUUGGACUCCAAUUCGGAGAAGAAAGCAGAUCCUUCGCCUUGUAGGGAGCUGUUCCGCAAGCGUCGUGCCCGGCGCGCUCUCUUCUCGUGCUUCGUGCUUCUGUGCGCUGCGGCCGGAAGCGGCGCUGGUGCUGUGAACAGCUUCGCUGCGGCAGUGCUUCGGCAUUCAGCGCACAGUGUGCCCCAUCUAAAUGUGACAGCGUAUAACUACACUAUGUAUAACGGGACGGUAAUGACUGCGCCCUUUUUCGAGACUUCCGCCGCUGGUUCUGUGGUAUGCGGAGUGGCGCUGGUGCUGGGGGCUGCUGUGGCCACCGCCACCGUCGACAAACUGGGACGGAAGAUGCUGUUGCUAUGGUCGUGUUCUGGCAUUACCUGUUGCCUUGCUAUACUUGGAGCGUACUGUGACCCUCGGCUUCGUAUGUUCUCCUGGUACUCACACCGACUGUGGCCUUAUAAAAGAAUUCACAAGGGCAUACAAGAAAAUGUAUUGAACAUAUCUCAAGUUAUGAUAAAUUUAACAUACCAUGACAAUGUAACUGAUGGUGUUAUGAAAAAUCAGAGUCAUGAUAUAAAACCAUGGAGGUUAUACGAGUAUGACAGCAAUUUGACAGCCACCAGUUGGGCGCUAAAAUUGAAUGGAACAGAAACGAGUGAGACUACGCUCUGGGCUCCGGCUAUGUUGCUCUCGUUUAUGCUGUUCUUGUACAAUAUAGGACUAGGGUCCGUGCCUUAUGUACUUAUAUCAGAGCUGUUUUCUAUCAACGUUCGUAGUCUCGCCUCAAGUUUGCUUAUAUCCUGGAUGUGGCUUAGUAAUUUUCUCCUUCUACGCUAUUACGGUACUGUCGCUGUAUCUCUUGGUCUCCACGGCACUUACUAUAUCUCCGCCUCCAUCACACUUCUGGGCUCCUUGUACACUUUCUUCGUAAUACCAGAAACGAGGGGCAGAAGUCAGGAGCAAAUCGACCAAUAUCUGGAUGGUCCCCUGAUAGUGCUCAAGAAGAAAAGAAAGAAUCAACGAUGACGACUCUCCCACAUGCUUAUGGUAUUCAUUUUUUUAUAGUUCUACAGAUAAAUUAUUAAUAUACAAUUUUAA
Messenger RNA from Achroia grisella, 1857 nucleotides. RefSeq names its product solute carrier family 2, facilitated glucose transporter member 8-like. The annotation marks the transcript as partial. Lineage: Eukaryota; Metazoa; Arthropoda; Insecta; Lepidoptera; Pyralidae. Gene Ontology annotation, molecular function: transmembrane transporter activity. The transcript has 9 exons. The record is from RefSeq and is a predicted model, not a curated record. Gene Ontology annotation, cellular component: membrane. Gene Ontology annotation, biological process: transmembrane transport.